AUGUCAACCCAGCAAACAGCCAAGACCCAAUAUGUACAGGCUUCCAAUGGAGCCAAGUAUGCCUACCGCCGCAUUGGAGCAGCAACAGAAACUCCUUUGCUCUGCUUGGGCCAUUUCAGGUCUACAAUGGAUCAUUGGGACCCUCUGUUGAUCAAUACUAUUGCAGCGCGUCGAAAUGUGAUUCUCUACGAUUAUCCUAGCGCUGGUCGAAGCACUGGGCAGGUCGCUUCAACAAUCCGCCAGAUGGCUGCUGAUGUACACACUUUCCUCGGCCUCAUUGGACUCACUGAAGUCGAUAUUCUAGGUUUCAGCAUUGGUGGAAUGGUAACCCAGCUCGUCGGACUGAAUGCACCGUCUACCAUCAAUUAUGCUGCUCAGGGUUAUUGGGAGAGAAUCCACGAGCGAGGCGUCGAGAGCUCCGGUGAAGAGCACGUGAAAUUUCUCAGCGACGGACUGACUGAUGGAGGCGACGGAAUGAACACAAUGCGCAACGGUAUUACCGAGUUCUUUACGCCGGAGACCUCUCAAGGACUCAACGGAUCCUAUGAUAGACUCGCGGAUUUGAAGAUGCCCGUUCUAGUAGCAAACGGUCAUGAUGAUUAUAUGCUCCCCACUGUCAACAGCUGGGUGAUUCAGCAAAAAGUGCCCAACGGAACGCUCAUUGUUUACCCGCGAAGUGGCCACGGCUUCCUCUUCCAUUUCCCGACCCAAUUCGGCAGUGAUGUGCUGAACUUUUUGGAGUCUUAA
Trichoderma harzianum CBS 226.95 is the source of this 747-nucleotide messenger RNA. RefSeq lists its product as hypothetical. The transcript is spliced from 3 exons. The record is from RefSeq and is a predicted model, not a curated record. The coding region runs from base 1 to 747 and encodes 248 amino acids. Lineage: Eukaryota; Fungi; Ascomycota; Sordariomycetes; Hypocreales; Hypocreaceae.